Messenger RNA from Trachymyrmex cornetzi, 1695 nucleotides. RefSeq names its product reticulocyte-binding protein 1. The transcript has 8 exons. Lineage: Eukaryota; Metazoa; Arthropoda; Insecta; Hymenoptera; Formicidae. The record is from RefSeq and is a predicted model, not a curated record. Bases 238 to 1695 code for a protein of 485 amino acids.
CGGGCUGUAUAUGACGGCACCCUUAUAUCACCGAACGAGUUGUUGAAAGUGCAAACCAGUGCAUACGUGCAAAUUGCUAUCAACUAUUACGCAAUUUAUAGCAAUUCGUUAAUGUCGCGACAGCUGAUGUACCGUGUCGAUUCGUAAUCUAUCAAUAGGAAAUCCAGGGAAUAAAAAAAAAACAGACGAAAUUAACGUGUGAUAUUAAGCUGCGCUGCUUAUAUUGACGCUGUUAUCAUGAAACCGUACGCCGUAGUGAAAUUUAGAGGAAAAGAGGAAAUUAUGGCGGUUGUACCCUCGUCAUGGAUUAAUGAAGAUAAGUUGUCAUGUAAAUGGCCAUCAAAGAAAUUCUGUAAUCACAAAAUUGCGCGAUUUAUUAUGAGUUUGAAAGAACCUACUUCUGAGUUUAAUAAUCAUCCAGCUACAGUUAUGCAUGAAUAUGAUAACUAUCGUGAUGCUCUUAAAGCAUGCAAAUUAGCCGACGACAAUAGUAAUCUUAACACAACAGCAGGAGAAACUGAUUUGGAAAAGCGAAAAAAACGUAAAAUCAAACGUUUGUACGAGAAGUCAAAUGAUGAGCCUUCAGAAAAAGCAAAGCAAAUGACGAAAAAAAUUAUUCAUUCCGACAGUGACAAAGAUAAUAAAAUAUUGAACGCACAAGAAAUUAAAGAAAGGGUUACAGAACUUUUAAAUAAAAAAGAGGAUUGUCCGAAAAAGAAUAAUGAGAGUGGAAAUCUUCCAGUUAAAAAUUCUUUCCUGAAAUAUGAUAAUAAUAAUAUCAUUCAUGAUAUUAUCUUUCUCACAUUUCAGGAAAGUAAUGAUAGAUCAGCAGAUUUUAAUAUUGCUAUAAAAGAUGCAGCACUACGAACUAAGCAACGUUUUAAUAACUCGCUUCCUACAAGUGAGGAAAGUGAACCUAUUGCCUCUAGCAGUCAAUUGGAAAUAAAUACAUUAUCUGAAUAUGAUUCAAACAAUGAAAAAAUUGUUUCUGAAGGAGGUACUGAUCAUUAUGAUAUUAAAACUUUAUUAGCCAAACCAUCACUUCGACCGUCUCCGUCUAUAAAAAAUGCUGAAAUAUUAUGUAAAUUAGCCUUACGCAAGACCGAUAAUAACAUGGAAAGUUUUUUGGAAUCAGAAAUGAUAGCAAGACAACCUACAACUGAAAAUUCUUCUUCAACUGUUCAACAUGUUUUGAUUGAUUUUCCAGUAACAAAUUUGAACAAUCUAAAGUCAAUUGAGCGCAAACUAAAAGAAGAGGAAACAUUUAAUUCCACAGUGGUCGACGCUCUACAUUCACAAAUUGAAGGAAAGUCUCUUCAAAAAAUGGUAAAUUCCGUGUUGCGCAUUGUGCUGGACGAUAAACUGGCAAGGUUGUUUACUUGGAAGAAUCAACGAGGAACCAAAUUACAGUUAUCAAAGCGCCAAAUAAGCCAGACAAUGAUUGAGGCAGUGGCUAAGAAAUUUCCAACAAUAAACAAGGUGAUAUUUGGUAGAAAAGCGGGAUUAUGGCUGGCCCAUGCUAACUUUCGUAUAAAAAAACGAAUCAGUAACAAAGAUGAAGCUGCUCAAGAUGGCAACAAUAGCUUAGAGAACUAUGAUAGUUCUGAUGAAAAAAAUGAGAAUGACGAGAAGAAAAAGAAAAAUAAAGAGAAAGUUUUUCCAGGUAAACAUUUGAUAUGGAAUAUGUCUGUUUAA